Molecule: messenger RNA, 1049 nt
Organism: Populus euphratica (Euphrates poplar)
Lineage: Eukaryota; Viridiplantae; Streptophyta; Magnoliopsida; Malpighiales; Salicaceae
Product: RNA-binding (RRM/RBD/RNP motifs) family protein
Exons: 8
Coding region: 88-798 (236 amino acids)
Molecular function (GO): RNA binding
Source: RefSeq, a predicted model, not a curated record
UUUUAUUUUAAGUAAGCCUUUGGAGUCGAGCUCUUCAUUCAAAACCAAAGAAAACCCUAUUAGGUCUCGGCUUCUUCAUCGUUUCCAAUGGCUGAUUCUCCAGUCAAAAGGGAUUCACGCUCUCCUUCGCCUUGGAGAGAGCAGUCGAGGUCUAGGUCAAGAUCGUGGUCAAGGCCCAGGCCUAGGUCUAGAUCCAGAUCAAGAUCAUUGCCAAGGCUAAGGCAUAGGUCACGGUCACGAAGUCGUGGAAGAUCAAGGUCUAGAGAUCAUGACAGGACGGAAGUUGUAAAUCCUGGAAAUACACUAUAUGUGACAGGGCUGUCUACAAGGGUCACAGAAAGGGAUCUUGAAGAACAUUUCUCAAAGGAGGGAAAGGUUGCUUCUUGUUUUCUUGUUGUGGAGCCACGGACACGCAUUUCUCGUGGGUUUGCUUUUGUUACAAUGGACAAUGUUGACGAUGCCAAUCGUUGUGUGAAAUAUCUCAACCAGUCAGUUCUGGAGGGGCGAUAUAUCACUGUGGAAAAGUCACGGAGGAAACGGCCAAGAACUCCAACGCCAGGACACUAUCUUGGGCUGAAGAAUACCAGGGACUAUGGCUCUCGUGGUGAUCGUGGUGGUGAUCGUGGGGGGGAUCGUGGUAGGUAUCGUGGUGGCUAUGGUCGUGAUGACCAUCGCAGGUCUCCAAGGCACUCUCCUUAUCGUGGUGGUCGUGAUUAUUCUCCCAGGCGCUCUCCCUAUGGUGGACGAUCACGGAGGGACAGGUCCAGGUCCCCUUAUUCUCCUAGAGGCUCUAGGUGAGACAGGCCUUAAGUUAUUUUGUGAAGUGGAAAUCAUGGUGAUGUAACAAUAUUUGCUUAAAUUUUAAGCAAAUUAUGUGUUUAUUGUGAGAUCUGAGUUCACUUGUUUACAUCCUCCAAGAAACAUGUAGUUGUGUGUUGUUACUGCACUUUCUUUCCUUUGAACGACUGGGUAAUAUGAAAUAGUAAGAUGGUAUGCGUGAGACUUGUGUAAUGUUUGAGCUUCUUCUGCGUGAUUGUUAUGGUGGCAAA